AUGAGCUGGUCAGAAAAUUAUGACUUCCACUAAGGUGCUUCUGGGCCUAAGGCAGUGCAAGAUGGCUAUAAAAGGCAGCCCAAGUCUCUGCUCUCUCAUCCACUUCUCUCACCUUCUCCUCCUCUGGAAUCAGGUGCACCUGUGACCCCGAACCAUGUCCUGCCAGCCCUGCAACCCUUGCUGCCAGCCCUGUGGCCCCACCCCGCUGGCCAACAGCUGCAAUGAGUGCUGUGUCAGGCAGUGCCAGGACUCCCACGUGGCCAUCCAGCCCCCGGCCGUGGUGGUGACCCUGCCUGGGCCCAUCCUCAGCUCCUUCCCACAGAACACUGCCGUGGGAUCCUCCACCUCUGCUGCUGUUGGCAGCAUCCUCAGCUCUCAGGGAGUGCCCAUCAACUCUGGGGGCUUUGACCUCUCUUGCAUCACCAGCCGCUUUGGUGGCAGCAGGUGCCACCCCUGCUAA
Molecule: messenger RNA, 460 nt
Organism: Passer montanus (Eurasian tree sparrow)
Lineage: Eukaryota; Metazoa; Chordata; Aves; Passeriformes; Passeridae
Product: feather keratin Cos1-2-like
Exons: 2
Cellular component (GO): intermediate filament
Molecular function (GO): structural constituent of cytoskeleton
Source: RefSeq, a predicted model, not a curated record